AUGUCAAACCCUGCCCCCGUGAGCCCGACGGCUGGCGCGAACGUCGUUGGCCCGGAGGAACCUGCGUCGACCAUCACGGUAAACACAAAGGUGCCCGCGCAGUUUCCUCCUCCCAAGACGGACAAGCCACGACCCCACGUCUGCGGCACCUGCCAGCGAUCGUUUGCCCGCCUCGAGCACCUGAAGCGACACGAGCGCUCCCACACCAAGGAGAAGCCGUUUGACUGCCCCGAGUGCGGGAGGUGCUUCGCCCGCCGCGACCUGCUGCUGCGGCACCAGCAGAAGCUGCACCAGACGUCGACGCCGUCGUCGCGCCCCCGCAACCGCCGCGAGUCGGCCAGCGGCGCGACGCCGGGCCAGAGCAGGGCUCGCAAGAACAGCGUCGCCGGCACCACGGCCCCCGGCGCCAACGCGGCGGCGUCGAUGCGGCCGAGGGCCAACACCAUCAGCCACGUCGACGGCGCCGCCAUGCAGAUGAUGGCCUCGGCCAACGCCUCGGUCGCCCGCGGCAUGGCCUCCCACGGCCGUCACCCGAGCCUCGCCGGCCUGCCCGUCCACAACCUGGACCACGUCUUCGGCGGCAUGUCGGCCGCCCUGAGCCAGCGCGGCAUGCAGCACGGCCUGCCCAAGCUCGAGACGGCGCAGAUGGCGGCCGACGACUUCGACGGCGGCCUCCGCACGGCGCCGAACAUGGCCGUCUUCGUCCCCGACCUGGACUUCGAGGGCCUCCUCUUCGGCGGCUCCACCAUCAACCCCAACGCCCUGCACUACAGCGACUCCCCCCAGUCCAUGGCCCUCGACCAGACGUCGCCGUUCGGCCAGGGCAUGAGCGACGUGGCCGCCGGCCACCCCUUCGACGACGGCCUCGACUGGCUCACGGGCUUCGAGCACCAAAUGUCCUUUCACGCGAGCAACGAGAACGUCGUGGACGGCUCCAGCCCCUCGGCCAUCAGCACGACGAGCCAGAGCGGCAUAAGCGACGUCAUGCUCGACGGGUCCAACCAACCCGCGCCCGCCGGCACCGGCACCAUGUGGCAAUCCUCGGCCAUGGGACCGCCCCAGAUGCCGAACCCCUUCGCGAUGGAUCUCAAUGGCUCCGUCUUCCCUGACCUGCUCAAUGGAGCUCCCCUGUCACCCCAGCCAGCUUCUCAAAAGACCAAUGAUCCGUACUUCUCCACGCCUCCCCCCUCGCUGAGCUCGCUGAGCCCGUUGGUCGUAUCCCGGCUGAACACGCAGAACCCGAAGCAGACGCUCGGCCCCAACGCCGGCCCCGAGACUCCGUCGUCCCUCAGCGGGGGCACCCACGGCGCCUCGCCCGUGACGACCAUCUCCGAUGCCACGCGGACCUCCAUCGUAAACGCCCUCUCCCGGUGCCUCCCCCCUGCCGGUCGUCGUAAAAGCUCCCUCGGCUCGCCGACGUCGUCGAUGGCGUCCCGGUCACCGUCCGACGCCAAGGCCGACGCCGACGUGCCCAGCGCCCAGGACCUGCAGCGUCACGUCGGAGCCUACUUGACCUAUUUCCAUCCCCAUCUUCCGUUCCUGCACCUUCCCACGCUGUCCUUUCAUGCCGCGAGCGGGCCCGCCGACGCCGCCGCCGCCGACGCCGUAGACGGCAGCGAGUGUCUCGUCCUCUCCAUGGCCGCCAUCGGCGCGCUCUACGAGCGUGAGCACGCCCGAUCCCGGGAGCUGUUCGACAUGGCGCGGAGCGUGAUCCACCUCCACCUCGACGCGCGCCCGUCGUCGGCCGAAUCGUCGGCCGGCGCCCCCCUCCGGCUCGUUCAGGCCAUGCUCCUGAACGUCGUGUACGGCCACAACUGCGCCGACAGGGCCGCCGGCGACGCCGCGUCGACGCACUGCGCCGCCCUCGUCGGUCUCGCGGGCGCCGCCGGGCUGCUGCGACCGGCGGCCGUCGACGCGUCGGCGAAGCAGGAUGUGCCCAUGACGGACGACGCCGCCUGGGCGGCCGAGGCGGACCAGGAGGACCGGCACCGGGAAUGGCUUCGUUGGAAGGAGGCCGAGGAGCGGAAGCGAACCCUCUUCGCCGUCUUCGUCCUGUCCAGCCUCCUGGUGGCCGCGUACAACCACGCGCCGGCCUUGACCAAUUCGGAGAUAUUCCUCCAUCUGCCGUGCGACGAGGAGUUCUUCGCGGCCGAGUCGAGCGUCGCCUUCUUCGCCGGAGGCGGGCCCCAAGCCGCCGCCCACAACCAGAUGACCUUUUACGACGCCCUGGGAGAGCUGCUGCGGACCAACGAGCGGCAGCAGAAGCGGCUCGCUCAGAAGCACAACCGGCCGGCCGUCGUGGGAUCCGCCGGCGGCGGCGGCGACGCGGACCCGGCACCGCUGACGGAUCUCAAGCCGAGCACGUUGGGCUGUCUCAUCCUCAUCUACGCGCUGCACAACUACAUCUGGGAAACGCGGCAGCGGCACCACGACAAGAUAUGGACCGACGACGAGACGGAGAAGAUGCAGAGGCACAUCGAGCCGGCGCUGAAGGCGUGGCAGGUGGCCUGGGCGAGCGACGCUCGGCACAGUGUCGAGCGUCCCAACCCCUACGGGCUCGGCCCCAUCUCGGCCGACGCCGUUCCGCUGCUCGACCUCGCCUACGUUCGCCUCUUCGUCAACCUGUCGCGGUCCAAGGAGAGGUUCUGGCAGCAAGAUUGGGACGGCGUCGUCGAGGAGCUGUCGCGCGGCGGCGAGCUCGUCCGGCAGGCCAGCCCGGAGAUGAGCGGCCUUGAUUUCUCGGACAUGUCGGCCGAGGAUUUCGUCUUCAUCGACGCGCCCGAGAUGCAGAGCUCGGCGUCCCUCGACGGGUCCUCGGGCGGGCCGUCGGACAAGGCGCCGUCGCGGCGGGAGCAGCACCUCCGCAAGGCCGCCUUCUACGCGGCCGACUCCCUCGCCAUGUCGGACAAGCUCGGCGUGACGUUUGCCGACUUCACCAGCAGGGAGCUGCCUCUGCAGUCGGCGCUGUGCGCCUUUGACUGCGCCCAGGUGCUCGCCGAGUGGAUGGCGACGCUCCAGGACCGGCUCGGGCGGCAGCUGGGAAUUCUGGGGCAAGACACGACGGAUCUCGCGCAGGUGCCGGGCGCGACGCCGCUCGAGGACGAGGACGUGAAGCUGCUGGACAAGAUUGGCGAAAUUGUAGCGUCGGCCGAGAUGAAGCUACGCAUGGACACGGCGUCGGACGGCACCCGGCAGGGGGACCCGAUGCGGUCGGCCGACGACCACGGCGGCUACGCGACGCAGAUCCUGAGCAUCACGGCCUCGAUGAUGGACAGGGCUGCCGUUUGGCCCGUCACCCACAUCAUGGCCCGAUGCCUCGAGGCGCACGCCGGCCACGCGAGAGCACGAGCGGAAAAGUCACUCGUUCCAUCAAAGUGA
Molecule: messenger RNA, 3378 nt
Organism: Drechmeria coniospora
Lineage: Eukaryota; Fungi; Ascomycota; Sordariomycetes; Hypocreales; Ophiocordycipitaceae
Exons: 2
Coding region: 1-3378 (1125 amino acids)
Biological process (GO): regulation of transcription by RNA polymerase II; DNA-templated transcription
Cellular component (GO): chromatin
Molecular function (GO): zinc ion binding; DNA-binding transcription factor activity, RNA polymerase II-specific; RNA polymerase II cis-regulatory region sequence-specific DNA binding
Source: RefSeq, a predicted model, not a curated record